AUGAUUUUAAUUAUAAUAUCACUCAUCACAUUUAUUAAUUGUGAUUGUAUCCCUUACGGAAUAAGAUUAUCUUUAGGACAUUAUUAUUCAGCUCUUAAUGAUAUUAAUAACUAUAUGACACUCACUUUUAAUUCUUAAAAUAUUUGUUUAGAUUAUGUGGUACAGAUCAUUACUGUAUCAAGCAUCCAUAAUAUCUAAGUUAAUAAUUAUUAAUUACUCAAUAUGACAGAUAUUUACAAAGACUCAGAAAAUAUGAUUCAUUAUGAAACAUAUAUUUAUGAUGUAAAGUUUGGUUAAUUUGAUGGUUUAAUUGAAGGAAAGUAAUAUACUUUUGUGAUAUUUUGGGAAAAUACAAUAAUUUCAGGUCCAUUUUAUUUUAGUGUUCCAUCUAAAUCCUUAAAUUAUUCAAGUAAAUUUAUUGUUAUGGGGGAUUUGGAUUCUAAUUGGAAUUUAAAUACUUCUAAAUAAACUUUUGAUUGGUUUAAAAAUUAAAUUACAUAAACAACAUUUUAUGAUGGUAUCAUUUAUUUAGGUGAUAUGGCAUAUGAUUUAGAAGAUGAUAAUUGUAUUGUUGGAGAUAAUUUUCUUAGAAAUAUAAGUUUAUUUACUUCACAUUUUCCAUUUAUGUUGACAUUUGGAAAUCAUGAUUCAGGCAAAAAUGAUGAAUUUGUUUAUAUUAGAAAAUCAUUUGCUACUCCAAGAAUAUCUGAAUAUGAUAAUCAAAUAAAAUAUAAUGAUUUUUAUUCAUUUUAAGUUGGACAUGCAUAUUAUGUAUAAUUCCAUCCUUAUAAAAUUGCUUAUGGGAACAAAGAUGAAACAUACUUUAAUUAUACUUUAUUUUAAAUGGAAUAAGAAUUAAGAAGAAUUAGAUUAUAUGAAAAUACAUCUUGGUUAAUUGUUUAUAAUCAUUAUCCAUUUUAUUGUAGCAAUCCAGAUGAUGGAUUUUGUAAAGAUCAUUAUAAAAAGAUGAAAUAAUUUGAAGAUAUUUUUAUUAAAUAUCAUGUAGAUUUAUGUUUAGCUGGACAUCAACACACAUAUGAAAGAGAUGAACCAUUAGCAUAUAAUAAGAUUGCUUAAUUUGAUAAAUAUGAAAAUAAUACUUAUACAAAUCCUAAAGCACCUAUAUAUAUUGUAGAAGGAGCAGCUGGUAAUGAUGAAAUAAUGCCUGAUAAUAUUUGUAUUAAUUUAUUUGACUUUAGAUCCACCAAAAUUUUAUACUAAAUUUUAAGCUGCAGGUGAUGGUAUAGGUAUCUUAGAAAUAAAAAAUGAAACUCAUUUAUAUUUCGAACAUAGAAUGAGUAUAAAUGAUUCAAUUGUUGAUUAUCUUUGGAUUGUAAAAACUAAAAUAGUUCCAGAUGAUGAUGAUGACAAAGUUAAAGAUUCCAUUCCUAUAUGGGUAUGGAUAUUAAUAGGUGUUGGAGUAUUGCUUAUAAUUGCUUUGGUUAUAUAUUGUGUUCUAUAAAAUAAAAAAUCAAAAUAAACCCAUGAUGAAUUUAUUUGA
Molecule: messenger RNA, 1501 nt
Organism: Paramecium pentaurelia
Lineage: Eukaryota; Ciliophora; Oligohymenophorea; Peniculida; Parameciidae
Source: the annotation of a GenBank genome assembly